Messenger RNA from Eimeria necatrix, 441 nucleotides. RefSeq lists its product as hypothetical. Bases 1 to 441 code for a protein of 146 amino acids. The transcript is spliced from 4 exons. The record is from RefSeq and is a predicted model, not a curated record. Lineage: Eukaryota; Apicomplexa; Conoidasida; Eucoccidiorida; Eimeriidae.
AUGAAGAGGAGCCGCAGGCGUACAGACACCCCGUUCGGGGAGGGACAGUCUCCUUUCGAUGCCGAGUCUCUUUACAGAGACGCCAGCGACAAAAAGGCCCUGGAGAGUUUAAAUGAGUUUCAAAGAGAAGCCGAGUUGGCCCGCCGCUACGAAGAGUUUGCGCGGCAGCGGCAAAGAGAAGAACUUUUGAAGAAUGAAAGGGACAGAAGAGACGGCCGGCUGGAGGCUCUCUCUGACAUCCGGGCGCGGCGGGCGCGGAUGAAGCAGCUGCAGAGCAAGGCCUCGGACACCAGCUUGCUGACGAGGGGGGGUCCCCUGCUGCUGAGCCAGCAGCAGCAGCAGCAGCAGCAGCAGCAGCAGCAGCAGCAGCAGCAGCAGCAGCAAAGCCCGCGGGCAGCCAGGCGGAGAGCCGGGCGGUCUCCAAGAAAAGGCCCACCGUAA